AUGGAGCACCCUGAGGGCUUCAUCUCCGUCAAGCCAGACGCCACCGCCGCCGAGGGGGCGACCCGCAAGAGGAGGCGCAUCGCCGUCGGCAGCACCGAGGAGUACGAGGAGACGUGCCGCCUAGGCGAUGGCGGCUUCGGCGCCGUCGUCAAGGCGCGCCACCGCGCCACCGGGCAUACGGUCGCCAUCAAGCACCUCAACGCGUCUGACGGCGACCGCGCGGAGGAGCUGCUGCGUGAGGCGCGCUUCCUCGAGGCGUGCAGCGGGAACCCUUUCGUCGUCGGCUUCCACGGCCUCGUACGCGACCCGGCCACCACGGACCUCUGCCUCGUCAUGGAGGCCGUGGGACCGAGCCUCCAUGACUACCUUCGCCAGCGGCGCCGCGGCGACCCGCCGCUCCCGGAGGCCACGGUGCGAGCUGUCAUGUGGCAGCUGCUGACGGGCGCCAAGAAGCUGCACGAGCGCCACAUUGUUCACUGCGACAUAAAACCCGAGAACAUCCUCAUCGCCGAAGAUCACACGGUCGUCAAGAUUUGCGACUUUGGGCUCGCCAUGUCUAUGUCCGCGCAGCCGCCGUACGAGCCGGCCGGCACGGUGCCGUACGAGGCGCCCGAGAUGCUGCUGGGGAAGCCCGACUACGACGGGCUCGUCGAUACCUGGUCGCUGGGCUGCGUCAUGGCGGAGCUCAUCAAAGGGAGGGCUCUGUUCCAGGGCUACGACGAGGAAGAACAGCUCCGCGAGAUCAUCGAUGUGCUCGGCGUGCCAGACGACAGGACGUGGCCGUGGUUCUCGUCCACGCCGUACGCCACGGAGGUGCUGCCGGAACUGGACGUGCAGCGGCACAACCUGCUGCGCGAGUUGUUCCCUGAGGAGAAGCUGUCCAAGGAAGGAUUCGAGGUCCUCAACGGCCUCCUCACGUGCAACCCCGACAAGCGGCUCACGGCGGCCGCCGCGCUCAAGCGCCCAUGGUUCGCCAAGAUCGACGCGUUGGCGCUGCCAAAGAAAGAUGAGGUGGCAUCGCCGUCGCCCAAGGAGACGGAGGUGCCGAUCGUUCCUCCGGAUCGGAAGCUGCAGUGCGUGUGA
This is a messenger RNA of Phragmites australis (common reed), 1083 nucleotides long. Its product is annotated as putative cyclin-dependent kinase F-2. The transcript has a single exon. Gene Ontology annotation, biological process: protein phosphorylation; regulation of mitotic cell cycle. The record is from RefSeq and is a predicted model, not a curated record. NCBI's taxonomy places the organism in Eukaryota, Viridiplantae, Streptophyta, Magnoliopsida, Poales, Poaceae. Gene Ontology annotation, molecular function: cyclin-dependent protein serine/threonine kinase activity; ATP binding. Bases 1 to 1083 code for a protein of 360 amino acids. Gene Ontology annotation, cellular component: nucleus.